Durusdinium trenchii is the source of this 3699-nucleotide messenger RNA. The record is from the annotation of a GenBank genome assembly. NCBI's taxonomy places the organism in Eukaryota, Dinophyceae, Suessiales, Symbiodiniaceae.
AUGUUGGCAGCUUUCAGCCUUGAAGAGUCUGACUUGAAGUUGACUUUCGUUGCGUUGGAUGAGAGCGGAUGUGCCGUCUCACUCUCAGAUCAUUUGAUGGGUACCGAGUUGGAAAGUGAUCGACGAUCAGCUGAGACGAAGUUUCCACUGAGCUGUUUGGAGCCACAUGAAGAGAUCAAGAUCCAUAAAAGUUGUGCCACCCGAGAAGAAGACCAAGAGGCACUGUUGCAGCUGAUCAUUUGCAAGGGUGAAAGGCCGCCAUCUUUGCCUCGAAGUCCAAAACAGUGCCAAGCCUACGAGGAGGCAAACACACUCUUACGAAUGAAGAUUGAAGCUGCCGCAAUGCGAGUUGCAGUUCUUGUGGAGGAUCGCAAGACUCAGGACUUGCUUUUAGGGCGGGCCAAUGAUGAGCUCCGAGCAGCACUGAAAAAGUCCCGGGAAGAUAUUGAAAUGCCAGGCUUUGGAAUUCCUGACAGGAAUGUUCCAGAGCCACGUGGGAAGCCACCAGAAGUUUCACUUUCACAAGUCUCAGAGCUUCAGGCGACUGAGCUCUCAGAGUUUUGGACUGGUUCUGAUUGCAAGAGCUCCAAGCAAUUGGGAGCGGGCUUGGAAUAUUUGAUGAACGAAUUUCCUGUGCAGGCCAGGCGCGCCGCCCGAGAAGACAACCCAACCUUUCAUCAGCUAAGUGAGCCCUUGGCUAAAGGGGAAACAGGCUUAGGAUACAACCGGACUUGCCCACGGGAUGGAAGGCUUCAUUGCAGCAUUGUUGAUGCAUUGAGUGCAAGGGAUGCAAAAAGAGCUUCUCUUUUCUUGUCUUGGUGCUGGGGCUACCGGCUGCAGAUGUAUUUGGACACUUGGAAAGAAUGGCGGCAGCGUAAUCCAGACAGUGAGGCUUUUGUGUGGCAAUGUUUCUUUUGCAACAACCAGUACCGGCUUGAAGAAGCCAAGCAAGCCAAGAAUGGUGGGAAAGUGGCCGAUGAAAGCUUGGGAGACAUUUUUCAGGGUCGCUUGUUGGAGAUAGGACAGAUGGUGGUCAUGCUCGACAACUUUGACCAGCCCAAGUACUUGGAACGCAUUUGGUGUGUUUACGACGCUGGGCAAUUCUUGAUGAGUCGUGAUGCUCGCAUAAGAUGUUCCAAGCUUUGCAAGCCAAGAGUGCCCCGCAUGUUCACUAAGGAGAUGUACACUGCCGCCCUGCACCCUGGCAAGGUGAAGGUAGAGAUUAUAUUGCCACCUGACCAAGCCGCCCGUAUCAAGAGGAAGCUCAAAGGGCGUGAGUGGGAAGAGAUAAAGAGCAAGCUGAAAGAGGCAAGUCUUGCAGAGCUGCAACUGCGAGUUGGCUUCAAAAAGGUGAAUGAGAAAGUGCGCAAGACGAUGAUGGACUGGAUUGGUCAGCAGAUGACAUCCAUCUUGGGUGAAGACUGCGAAGACGAAGUCGAAGCUUUUGAGGUCGAGCGUGAGCGUGCUGAGAAGUCCAAGAGGUUGGGUGUGCGUUUGAGAUAUUUGUUGAAGGUCUUUCCUGGGCAAGCACAGCACGUGUCCAACCAAGAAAACCCAACGUUUCAUGAACUAGGUAACUCCUUGGCUUGUGGUCCCUCUGGGUUGGGGUACAAUCGAUACUGCCCACGUGAUGGAAAGCUUCAUUGCAGCAUUGUGGAUGCCUUGUCUUUGGACGAUGCGCAGAAGGCUUCUCAUUAUCUGUCUUGGUGCUGGGACUACUGUUUGCAAAUGUACCUGGAUAGCUGGGCUCAAUGGCAACUGCAGAACCCUGAUGAUGAGGCUUUUGUGUGGCAAGACUUCUUUUGUAACAACCAGUACAGGCUUCUGGAAGCCUUCCACCUUCAACAUCAAGAAGCAGACCGCUUGCUUCAGGACCGCUUGUUGGGCAUAGGACAGAUGGUGGUGAAUGUGGUAAAUGCGAAGGCUUCAAAGCCUGAGGACGAAGAGAUGGUAAAGGCCCAUAUACGGGAAGAUGGUGGCUUCGACAAGGUGAAUGGCAAAGUUCGGAGCACCUUGAUGGAUUGGAUUCAGCAACAGCUGCUAUCUUUCCUUGACGAGCAACCAGAAGCCACUGAUUUCCUGCGGACUGCCGGGCUCAGCGUGGAUAGACUUGAAGCACAAGGAAUUCAAACUUUGGAAGCUGUGGGAGACAGAUUGCUUCAAGCGAAACUACACAAAUGGGGUUUAGCUCCACACCUCUUUGAAGGCCGUUCCGAAGAAGAGGUCCGACGUGACAGAAGAAUAGAGGAGAGCUUGCCCACCCAGGAAGACAAGAAGAAGUUCCGCCACUUGCGGCAGGAGAUUCUUGCAGGCGAAGCAGUCGUUGAGGAACUGGUGGCACUUGAGAUGUUAGUGAGUCGUGGUUCUGAUUGGUGUUAUGAUGCUGACAGUGAUGAUGACUUAACGCCGGAAGACGGAGGGCCCCAAGGUGUGGGUCGUGUUGUAGCAUGGCAUUCCAGAUCCGGAGAGAAGGUCGGAGCGAUCCAGAUCCCGCGUUCCGGCUGGGUCAAAGUACAGUGGCAAGUCACAGGGUACACACGCAGUUAUCGUAUGGGAACAUCGGAGUAUGCGUUGGCGGAGUUGGUGUUUGCUGCAAUCCCAGACCAAGAAGAAAAGACUCUUAAAGAAGUUCCUAAAGGGGAGAUUCAGCUACAUCACUUGCGGUGUAGCUUCGGCUACAAGUGUGGCACCCGAUGGGCCCAUUAUGCGCUUUUUGACAACCGCCCAGAGGCAUGUGAAAAGGUGGCUGCACUAAAGCCAGGCGAUGUUGUGGAGGAUAGAGAUGGGGACAGAUCCGUAUGCAUCGGCUUGAAGUACAAUGCGGACAAGAAAAAGGUAGACCUGUGGUUUCACUGCGAGGGCAGAGAUGGCGCAGGCCUCUUUACACAUGCAGAUCACAAUGUAUCUUUGCGAAGAGUUUCGCACAAGCGCGUGCAAGAGGCCAAUCGAAAAGAAGUGGAAGGUGCUUCAGAUGGGGAGAUCGAUCAUGAUGAGCGCGAGUGGGUGGGUCAGAAUCUGAAACCGACCCUUCGCUACCUAUCCAAGUCAGGUCAGGUCCUUCACUUUGACGUUCGAGAUGAAAUGGUUCGGAAGUUCAAGAUGCCCUACAAGUCUGGGGAUGUCCUGGUUGACAAGGCAGAUGGGGAGAAGAUGACCUGCAUCGGGGUUGCCAGUGAUCCUAUGAGGAAGCUUGCCACGCAGCAUGGGCGCCGAAGAGGGCGUCGAGUGACUGGCAGUGUGGCAGAGCUCUGGUUUCAUGUGGAAACCUCCGACGGGGCUGGUCUCAGUCCCAAAAUGCAUAAGGCCUUGAGCCGUUUCAGGGUUUUGCGCAAUGAGCCAGUGGUUGAAAUGCUUGGUGCAGCCUCUUCACGCGAUUCAUGGGAUGCAGAAACAGCGGUGGGCUUGCUUCAAAGCCUACAGGGCAGUUUGCAGUGUGAUUAUUGCUUUCCGAGAGGGGCUGGUGAGCAUUCGACUCCCGACUGGUUUGAUGUGCGGGAAGAUUUGGUUGAGAAUGUCGUUGGCUUCAAACCUGGGACCGUCUUGAAUAUCAGAGGCACUCCACCUGGGACUCGCUUAACCCUGAUCGGUUUCAGGACAGAUCCCGACAACGGUGAAGUUGGAGUUUGGUGGCAUCAUGAAGAGUCUUGUCCGCAGGUGGCGGCCUCCACCGAACAUCACCCAACCGCCUUUCUUUUUUGA